AUGACUACAGAAGUGGGCUCAGUCAAGCCCAAGAUGAGCGCCUGGCUCGUCUUCAGCAUUGUUGUCAUCUCCAUGGGGUCUAUCUUUUGGGGUUAUGACAUCGGAAUCUUGAGCACCAUCUAUGUCUCCCCCGGAUUCAACAAAGCCCUCGACAACCCAAACUCCAGCGACAAAGGUCUCAUCACGUCCAUCUUCUACGCUGGUCAAUUCGCCGGUUUCGCAUUCCUCGCUGGCCCAUGCAACAACAAAUUUGGUCGACGCUGGGCUGGUUUCGGCGGCGUGUGUAUGCUGUGCGUUGGUGCUGCCAUCCAAACCGGUGCUGUUCAUCUCGCCAUGAUGGUUGUUGGACGAAUUGUUGCUGGCGUGGGAACUGGUGUGGUGUCUACUGCUGUUCCGCUUUAUCUCAGUGAGAUUUCGCCUGCGAAUCAUCGAGGAUUGUUUGUGGCUGCUAAUCAAGUCGGCAUUGUGUUUGGUAUUUCCAUGGCUUUUUGGGUUGGCUAUGGGUACUCAUUCUGGAACUACGGCAAGGGCAUCGAACUGGAGUGGCGUCUUUCCAAUGCCAUGCAGUUUGUCCCUGCACUUCUAUUCCUGGGUGGCGUUCCCUUUAUUCCCGAGAGUCCCCGAUGGCUUGUCGAGACCGACCAAAUGGAAGCCGCAAGCCAAUCUCUAGCCAAGCUCCGCGGCCUCACCACUGCCGAAGUCCAGCCCGAGCUUGACGAGAUCCACGCCAACAUCCUCUGGCAUCAGGAAAACUCCAUCACAUCCGCCCGUGUCUUUAUCCAGCAGAAGCCCCUCUGGUCGCGCCUCUGGCGAGCCUGGUCUCUCGCCUUCCUGCAGCAGAUGAGCGGUGCUGCCGGUAUUCGAUACUACCUCCCUACCAACUUUGUCGCCGCUGGUACUUCGAAGGAGCUCAGCUUGCUCGCUUCUGGUAUUGAUGGGACUGUGCAGGUUGUUUGCACUGUUGCGGCCAUGUUCUUUAUUGAUAAGCUUGGUCGACGACAUUCGCUUGGUGUUGGGGCUGUUAUCAUGGCUUUUUGCUUAAUGAUCAACGGCGCUUUACAGCUUGCUUAUCCUGGGCAAACUAACUCGCACGCGAACUAUGUCAACAUCUUCUUUAUUUUCUUUUUCACCGUCGGAUACAGCAUGGGCUUCGGACCUUGCGCUUGGAUCUAUGCAUCCGAGAUCUUCCCCGCCAACUGCCGUUCCAAAGGUCUCGGUAUCUCCUCCUCUGGCGCCUCGCUCGGCUCCAUCAUCGUCGGACAAGUCUGGCCUAUUGCAGUCUCGCGUAUCGGCCCGAAGGUCUACUUCAUCUUUAUGUCGUUCAACGUCUUCUCCGCCAUCCUUGUCUAUUCCUGCUACCCUGAGACCAAGGGCAAGACGCUGGAGGAGUUGGACUCGCACUUUGGGUCGCUUAAUGUUCAUUCGGAAGAGGACGCUACGCCAAAGCAGAUGCUUGCUGGGGAGGAACAGAGGGUUGAGAUGCGUGGAAAGAGUGUUUGA
Molecule: messenger RNA, 1500 nt
Organism: Fusarium sp. VM40
Lineage: Eukaryota; Fungi; Ascomycota; Sordariomycetes; Hypocreales; Nectriaceae
Source: the annotation of a GenBank genome assembly